Messenger RNA from Lepisosteus oculatus (spotted gar), 6417 nucleotides. It is a transcript of the gene top2b, whose product is annotated as DNA topoisomerase II beta. NCBI's taxonomy places the organism in Eukaryota, Metazoa, Chordata, Actinopteri, Semionotiformes, Lepisosteidae. Gene Ontology annotation, molecular function: DNA topoisomerase type II (double strand cut, ATP-hydrolyzing) activity; DNA binding; ATP binding. The record is from RefSeq and is a predicted model, not a curated record. Gene Ontology annotation, cellular component: nucleus. Gene Ontology annotation, biological process: DNA topological change; resolution of meiotic recombination intermediates; sister chromatid segregation.
AACAAACAACAAGAUUUUUUUUUUUUGGUAGGCCUCACGCAGCCUCCGUUAGUCGAUUUUAACAAUAACCGAGGCACACGCGCAUCAUCCCGGCCAACUGUUUUGGAUUGCGUCCGACAUUUUAAAAAUUGCAAAGAGGAGACCCGUGAAAGGAAAGGGCGCGGUUUGCUGUCCGAUGGGGCCGCCUUUUUAAUGUUUUUAUGCACCUUUUUCUAAAACAAUAACUGGAGUGAAUUUUUCCAAAUUCAGCCAGAGUAUUUUGGAAAACACAAAAGGAAGAUGUCUAACGGAGGAGCAGGAAGCGGGGGUUUGACUUGGGUGACCCUCUUUGACAAGAACAAUGCUGCCAAAAAGGAAGAAGCAAAUGCCAAGAAUGAUGGUGCCAAGAAUGAGGUUUCCAAGAAGGAGAGCUCCAAGAAGAUGUCAGUGGAGCGUGUUUAUCAGAAGAAAACCCAGCUGGAGCACAUCCUACUCCGUCCAGAUACUUACAUAGGUUCUGUGGAACCUGUAACCCAGCAAAUGUGGGUGUUUGAUGAGGAGACUGGAAUGAAUUUAAGAGAAAUAACAUAUGUCCCAGGCUUGUACAAAAUUUUUGAUGAAAUUCUUGUCAAUGCUGCUGACAAUAAACAGAGGGAUAAGAACAUGUCUUGUAUUAAAAUAACCAUUGACCCGGAAGCAAAUCUCAUCAGCAUAUGGAACAAUGGCAAGGGAAUUCCAGUGGUGGAGCACAAAGAUGAGAAAAUGUAUGUUCCAGCUUUAAUCUUUGGGCAGCUCUUAACAUCAAGUAAUUAUGAUGAUGAGGAGAAGAAAGUUACAGGUGGUAGGAAUGGUUAUGGUGCUAAACUCUGCAAUAUUUUCAGCACAAAAUUCACAGUUGAAACUGCAUGCAAGGAAUACAAACACAGCUUCAAACAGACUUGGAUGAACAACAUGACAAAAACAAGUGACCCCAAAAUUAAAUACUUUGAUGGGGAAGAUUUCACGUGCAUAACAUUCCAGCCAGACUUGGCAAAAUUCAAAAUGGAAAAGCUGGACAAGGACAUUGUUGCCCUUCUUACAAGGAGGGCUUAUGAUGUUGCUGGGUCAUGCAAAGGGGUCAAAGUCAUGCUUAAUGGAAAGAAACUGCCAGUUAAUGGAUUCCGCAGCUACGUAGAUCUAUACGUAAAGGACAAGCUGGAUGAAACUGGUGUUGCACUGAAGGUUGUUAAUGAGACUGUGAAUGACAGAUGGGAAGUUUGUCUCACAAUGAGUGAGAAAGGCUUUCAGCAGAUCAGCUUUGUGAAUAGUAUUGCCACUACAAAGGGUGGCAGACACAUUGAUUAUGUGGUUGAUCAGAUAGUUAGUAAGCUGAUUGAAGUGGUGAAAAAGAAGAACAAAGCAGGAGUUUCUGUGAAACCUUUUCAGGUUAAGAAUCAUAUCUGGGUUUUUGUUAAUUGCCUAAUUGAGAACCCAACCUUUGAUUCCCAAACAAAGGAAAACAUGACACUCCAAACUAAAAGCUUUGGAUCCAAAUGUGUGUUUUCAGAGAAAUUCAUUAGAGGGGCCACUAAUUGUGGUGUUGUGGAAAGCAUACUCAAUUGGGUAAAAUUCAAGGCUCAGACACAACUGAACAAAAAAUGUUCAUCGGUGAAGUACAGCAAAAUUAAGGGCAUUCCAAAGCUGGACGAUGCCAAUGAUGCUGGUGGUAAACAUUCCUCUGAGUGCACACUCAUUUUGACUGAAGGGGAUUCUGCCAAAUCUUUGGCAGUAUCAGGUCUUGGUGUCAUUGGUCGUGAUCGAUAUGGAGUCUUUCCACUUAGAGGUAAAAUCCUCAAUGUGCGAGAAGCAUCGCACAAACAGAUUAUGGAAAAUGCGGAAAUCAACAACAUCAUCAAAAUAGUUGGGCUGCAGUACAAGAAAAGCUAUGAUGACGCUGAGUCUCUUAGAUCUCUUCGCUAUGGAAAGAUUAUGAUAAUGACUGACCAGGAUCAGGAUGGGUCCCACAUUAAAGGUUUACUUAUCAACUUUUUUCAUCACAACUGGCCAUCUCUUUUAAGGCACAGCUUCCUGGAAGAGUUCAUCACUCCUAUUGUAAAGGCUAGCAAGAACAAACAAGAAUUGUCAUUUUACAGUAUACCAGAGUUUGAUGAAUGGAAGAAGCAAACUGAAAACUUCAAAACCUGGCACAUAAAGUACUACAAAGGUUUAGGUACCAGUACAAGCAAAGAGGCAAAAGAGUAUUUUGCUGAUAUGGAGAGACACAGAAUCAUGUUUAAAUAUGCUGGUUCAGAAGAUGAUGCUGCCAUUACUCUGGCCUUCAGUAAAAAGAAAACUGAUGACAGAAAAGAAUGGCUGACAAACUUCAUGGAAGACAGGCGACAACGAAGAAUGCAUGGCUUACCAGAGCAAUACCUUUAUGGCACACAAACAAAGCAGCUGACCUACAAUGACUUCAUUAACAAGGAGCUGAUACUUUUUUCAAACUCGGAUAAUGAAAGAUCCAUUCCAUCUCUUGUUGAUGGAUUGAAGCCUGGUCAGAGGAAGGUCCUUUUCACCUGCUUGAAGAGAAAUGACAAACGAGAGGUCAAGGUUGCUCAGCUGGCUGGAUCUGUGGCUGAAAUGUCUGCAUAUCACCAUGGUGAGCAAGCAUUGAUGAUGACCAUUGUGAACUUGGCUCAGAACUUUGUGGGAAGCAACAACAUCAACAUUCUCCAACCACUUGGCCAGUUUGGUACCAGAAUUAAUGGAGGAAAGGAUGCUGCCAGUCCCCGUUACAUCUUCACACUGCUCAGUCCUUUGGCAAAGAUGCUGUUUCCAGCAGUGGAUUCCAAUUUGCUGAAGUUCCUGUAUGAUGAUAACCAAAAGGUUGAGCCGGAGUGGUACAUUCCUAUUAUUCCACUGGUUCUUGUAAAUGGAGCAGAAGGUAUUGGAACAGGAUGGGCUUGUAAAAUUCCAAACUAUGACCCAAGAGAGAUUGUGAACAACAUUAAUCGAAUGCUUGAUAACCAGGAUCCACUGCCCAUGCUUCCUAGUUACAAAAACUUCAAAGGUACCAUCCACGAGCUGGGUCAGAAUCAGUACCUUGUCAGUGGGGAGGUCUCUGUCCUGGACAAAAACACAAUAGAGAUCACAGAGCUUCCAGUCAGGACAUGGACACAGGCUUACAAAGAGCAAGUUCUUGAGCCCAUGCUUACAGGAACAGAGAAAACACCUGCUUUGAUAACAGACUAUAAGGAGUAUCACACUGAUACAACAGUGAAGUUUGUAGUAAGAAUGACAGAGGAAAAGCUGGCACAAGCAGAAGCAGCUGGACUACAUAAGGUCUUCAAGUUACAGUCAAGUCUGACUUGCAACUCCAUGGUUCUUUUUGACCACAUGGGGUGUCUGAAGAAAUAUGAAGCUGUGCAAGACAUUCUGAAAGAAUUCUUUGAACUUAGGUUGCAUUAUUAUAAACUGCGGAAAGACUGGCUCGUUGGUAUGCUAGGAGCGGAGUCCGCCAAACUUUCUAAUCAGGCACGGUUCGUCCUGGAGAAGAUCGAGGGAAAAAUAUCUAUUGAGAAUAAAUCUAAGAGAGAUCUGAUUAGAAUGCUUGUCCAGAGAGGAUAUGAAUCUGAUCCAGUAGCUGCCUGGAACAAGGCUCAAGAGAAGAUGCUGGAAGAGGAUGACAUGGAUGACAAUGAUGAUGCUAGCUCUGUUGACUCUGGCUCAGCCAGUGGACCUAAUUUUAAUUACAUUUUAGGCAUGUCUUUGUGGUGCCUAACUAAAGAGAAAGUUGAAGAGCUCUUAAAACAAAGAGAUGUGAAGAAAAGUGAAGUCAACGAUCUCCAAAGAAAAUCCCCAGUAGAUCUCUGGAGAGAAGACCUGGCAGUAUUCAUUGAGGAGCUUGAUAGAGUGGAAGCUCAAGAAAAGGAGGACAUGCUGGCAGGAAAAUCGACCAGGCUCAUUAAGGGCAAAAUUGGCAAGCCUAAAGUGAAGAAGAUGCAUCUAGAGGAGACCUUGCCUUCACCAUUUGGACGAAGAAUUGUUCCACAAAUCACUCAAGCAAUGAAAGCAGAUGCUUCCAAAAAGUUGACUAAAAAGAAAAAGGGAGAUGGAGAUUUGGUUGUGAAAACUGAGUUUGAAGAGGAGCUGGUGACAUUGGCAGAAGAAGCAGCUGGAGAAAACUCUAUAAAUUCACCAGCGGUCAAAGUGAAAGCCCCCCGAGUAAAAAAAGAGAAAAAAGAACCAGGCACUCCUAGAGCACGAAAAACACCUGUGCCGAAAGGUAGUGCAAAAAAAGUGAAGAAAAGGAACCCGUGGUCAGAGGACGAUUCCAAAUCAGAAAGUGACUUGGAGGACAGUGAGCCUGUGGUUAUCCCGCGAGACACAAAAUCUCAAAGAGCUUCAGUUGGAAAGCCGAAGUACAUCUUUGAUUUCUCAGAAGAAGAGGAGGAUGAUCACGAGGAGGAGGAAGAGGAUGAUGGAGCAAUUGUAUCUUCACCAGUUAGGAGUUUUAAAGAUGACUUCAAUGCAUCUGAAGGCACAGAUAAAUAUGAGGAUGAUGAAUUCAGUACUGCUAAAUCAACAUCUGUAGCAGUGUCCUUUUCACCAGAAAAGAAAAAACAGGAGCCUGAAAAUUUGUUUUCUCCAAAAUCAUUAUACUCAGAGAAGAGCAAUGACAGUGAUGGAUUGAAGUUUGACAGUGACGAGGAUGACCGUGAGCCUGUCUUCUCAUCGUUAUCCAGCACCACAGUUUUUGAUAAACCAGCCCAAACAAAGAAAGCUACAAAGAAACCCUCAGAAGGAACUCCAAAGCCUAAAAAGCCUCCAAAGCCCAAGAAAGCUGAGACAAUAGUCUGGGAUUCAGAUUCAGAGUUUGGUACUCCAAAGAAAACUGCUACACCCAAAGGUAAAGGCAGAGGAAGAAAAAGAAAGAUGUCAGGCUCCGAGGAUGAAGAUGAAUACAAUCCCGUAAAAAAAACUGGAAGGUCUUCUGCAAACAAGAAAUCAAAGAAAGCAGCUUCAGAAGAAGAGGACUUUGACACGAACAACUUCGGCAGAUCAGAAACCUCUUCGAGAGAGAGGCCAGGCCGGGCCAAGAAAGAAGUAAAAUAUUUUGCCGAGUCAGAUGAUGAUGAAGAUGAAUAUGAUAUCUAUUAGUAGGUGUUAGAAGCACCACAGCAUUUUUCAACACAUUCUCUUGUGAAAUAUCCCCCUGUCCUUUGUCUUGCAGACUUUUGUACAUUUUGCUUUUAUGCUUAUUUUGUGAUGAUGGUCAAUGGUUUUUAAUGUGUAGGUGUUUUACACUUUUUAUUAUACAUAUACAGUUUUUUUUUAUCAUUGAAAUGUUAUGUAUUUGUCAAAGCAGCUUUUAGAAAUUUAGAUUGCUGUGCUAAAGCACAUUUUAAUUGUUAAAAUAAAAUGUAAACCUUUUUUGAAAUGAACUCGAAGUAAACAUUAAGAAAUGUCAAACAUUUGAACUUUUUAUUUCUUGAAGUGCAGUAUUUCCACUUUUUGCAAUUUGGAUGCAAAUGAGACAUUUGGGUUUAAUUACCCCUGAUUCCAGGCAAGCCUGAUUUUCAUGGCAGUGUAAAACAAAAUCUGGUUUUGAAAAUAUAUCACCAAUUUUCAGAUAAAGGUUUUGUCAGUAUGAACUCUUGACAUUGCAAUGAGUUAUUUUUUGUUGGCCAGAUUGUUCAAGCCCAGCUUGGUAUUUUAGCCAGGGAUAAUCCCCCCGUGAGGUUAUUUUUAAUGACCAACUAGCCAGGACCUGUUUGAAUAUCUCCUCCUAGAGCACGGUGUCCUGUAUUACCAUACUAGAGCAUAAGUUUGGAAAUUUUGGGCCAGAAUGAGGAGUUCCAGUUUCUGUUUCACAAAUACCAUUUACAACAGCAAUGAACACUUUUUGAAAAUCAAAUCUAGUUUUUCUAGUGGGUGAUUUAAAGGCCAGUGCUCAGUGUGAUAAGAAUGAUUCUGUAAGUCAUAUCUGAAAAGUUAGAACUGGCUACCUUCAGCAAAAAUCAAAGCUCUGCCAGGAUCUUUUAUUACUAUAAGCACACAGCUGUUGAAGACUUCUGUUGAUCACCACUUAACACAAUUGUAUUGUAGCUUCAUUGUAUACUAUUAAUUAGUCUUAUUUUUUCAAUAGAUGUUGAAACAUUCAUCUUUGGAUUGUUUGUUAAUGGUAGUAUUGAGGCUCUGCUCCUACACCCCCAAUGACAUUAGGAUUAGGUUUGAUUUGGCUGUUCUGAAUUGACCCCUUUUUAUAACUUCCCAUCCAGGGAAGUAAAGAGUCAUGUGGUCCCAUUCCCAGGACAGGCUGCAGUUUACAUCUGUCCUAAUCAUGAUAAAUGGUUUUCUGAUAAUGGACGCGUCCUUACAGUUAUGUAUUGGUCUUGAAAAUUACGACACUUUACAUGCUAUUAACAGUAGAGUGCUAAUAAAUGGCUGUCUUUUGUG